Molecule: messenger RNA, 1440 nt
Organism: Colletotrichum chrysophilum
Lineage: Eukaryota; Fungi; Ascomycota; Sordariomycetes; Glomerellales; Glomerellaceae
Exons: 2
Coding region: 1-1440 (479 amino acids)
Source: RefSeq, a predicted model, not a curated record
AUGGCGGACUCCAAGCCGCCCACGCCUCCAGAGGCAACCCCUCCCGCGCCCUCAGCCACGACCCCUCCCUCAAAACCAACUCCCACCUCUACGACAACCACCGCCGCCCCUGGCCCCUCCGUCGCCGAAGCCUACAAAGCCCCGAAACCGAACCCCGUCUGGCAAAUGCUCGGCAUGCGCGGCCCGCCCAAACGCCUGCCCUCCCGCAACUGGAUGAUCUUCCUCUCCCUCACAGCCGCCUUCUCCAGCGCCGUCAUCUACGACAAGCGCGAGAAGAAGCGCGCCACCGCCCGCUGGGCCCGCGCCGUCGCCCCCCUCGCCGCCGAGCCCAUCGCCAACCCCUCCCAGCUGCCCCGCCGCCUCACCGUCCUCAUCGAGGCACCCCCCGGCGACGGCCUGCGCGUCGCCCAGGACCACUUCCUCGAGUACGUCAAGCCCAUCCUCGCCGCCUCGGGGCUCGACUGGGAGUUCGUCCAGGGCCGCCAGCAGGGCGACGUCCGCGCCGCCGUCGCAGAGAAGAUCCGCCGCAGGCGCUCCCGCGAGGAGCGCCCGGACGUCGAGCUGCUCCCGACCGAGGAGAACCUCCGCGACGCCAUGCGCCAGAAGAACGGCGUGCCCGAGUACGACGGCCCCGGCGGCGACAUCGUCAUCGGCCGCCACGCGUGGAAGGAGUACAUCCGCGGCCUGCACGAGGGCUGGCUCGGGCCCCUUGACCCGCCGCCGAAGCCCGAGGAGGACAAGGCCCCCAAACCCGACGACACAACCGCCGCCGCUACCACUGACGGCGAGACGCCCAAGAAAGAGGAGGAGCAACCAAAGCCAGAAGAAGAGGAAAAGAAACCCGCACGCCCGCCUCAACCCAUCCCCCACAACACCACCGCAGACUACCAAGCCGCCCACCUGCCCCCCUCCCUCCCCGCCGAGUUCUCCCCCUCCGAACCCAUCCCCUUCCCCCACCUCCUCGGCUUCUCCGGCACCUUCACCCGCCUGGGCCGCUUCCUCAACCGCCGCCGCCUCGCCGACGACAUCGGCCGCCAGGUCGCCGCCGUCUGCUUCGCCCACGCGCGCGAGUACCGCCCCACAGGCGACCCCGAGUGCCCCUACGAGCAGCAGGCGGCCCUCGCGCACGAGGAGCGCGACUGGGUCAAGAGCGCCUACAAGAAGCCCGAAGACGCCCGCGACGACGAGGAGCGCGCCGAGCUCUCCACCGAGCGCAUCUGGACGUCGCCCGUCGUCGUCGACCCGCGCAUCGCCGAGCGCAUGCGCCGCUUCGAGAUCGCGCCGGAGGUCGAGGAACGCGCGCGCACGAUCGAGGUGCCCGAGACCGAGGUCGAGGGCUGGAUCAAGAGCAACCUCCGCGCGCUGGGCAUCUGGACGUGGGAGACCGUCCGGCCCGCCGAGAGGAAGGGCCCGAAUGUGGGAAACGUUGAUGACGAGUGA